This is a messenger RNA of Ruditapes philippinarum (Manila clam), 2802 nucleotides long. Its product is annotated as zinc finger protein 354B-like. NCBI's taxonomy places the organism in Eukaryota, Metazoa, Mollusca, Bivalvia, Venerida, Veneridae. The transcript has 5 exons. The coding region runs from base 155 to 1411 and encodes 418 amino acids. The record is from RefSeq and is a predicted model, not a curated record.
CGGAGUCACUGUGCGUAAAUUACGAACUGGUAAACCCAAUAUGACUAAUUGUCACAAGACUAACAAUGCUUUUAUACCUUUGUUGAAAUAGUGAUAACAUAUUUAUGUAUAGGACUUGAAAAAGACAGAAAAAGACGACAUUGUCAACGAGAUAAUGGGCUGUCUAAAUACGAAACAUAAGGCAACAAAACAGGUAAAUAACAGAAAAACUAAGUUAGUACGUACUAAAUCAAGGAGACCACGAAAUGCUAGCAGAUCGUUUAAUACAGUUUCUUCCAGAAAGCAUUCAUCUAAUAAACGUACUAAAAGGUUUACUUUCCGAAAGAAGCGUAGCAGAGAUAAAUACAGAACCAAACAAAACCAAAGAAGCAAUGCACAUAAAUCAAAGUUUAGAAAGCCAUACUUCAAACAAACCAAGCGUGUUAAAUGUUCCUCUUGUGAAAGACAGUUUUCUGCUCGAUAUAAGCUGAAACAACAUCAAAAAGACAAACAUCAAGGCAACCAGUCAACAAAAGUUACUUCUUUCCAAAACAAUCAUCAGCAAAACACACACAAAUUUAGCUGUUUCUUCUGUCCAAUACGAUGUCCAUUUGGUCGUCAUUUAACGCAGCACACGAAAGACGAGCAUAAAAUCGACGAGAAGGAUUUUAAUCACUCGGUCAAUGUGACUUGCAACGCAAAAAGUCUCAAUGGAGAAAAAUGUAUUCAUUGUUUGAAAGUCUUUACAAAUGCGAGUGAGUUGUCUGAACAUCAACGGGAUAAACAUGAAAUUGAUCCGACUAGUGAAAAAUGCGCAACACUUGGACAAAUCAAAGGCAAACAUAAUAUAGAGCAAACAAGAAAAUCUGAACCAAGUCAAACAACAGCUAAAGUAGAGUCUGGAAAUUUUGAAACACAACAGCAAUUUGCAUUGAAAAGGAUUGAAAGGAAAAAAGUUAUUGACGAAUAUUAUGCUCAAAAGGUAGAUAUUGACAAAGAUGAAAAGAAAAUAUCCGUUGAACUUGUAAACGACACAUUAGCUAAAAUAAUGAAACAUGUAAAUGGCCAAAAAGGAGGCGAUAUAUAUUGCCCGAACCACAGAAAGGCUGGUAGUUUCCCGAUGAAUACAAAAAUCGGAAAACCAGACGAAUUCGAUACCAAUAUUUGUUUAAAACUAGAACAACAAGAUGUAAAGGUCAGUCGCGGCAAAUCUAUACACUACACCUAUGGUGAAACCGAACAUACCACAAACAUGAAUGUUAAAUGUGAACUAAGUAAAACAGAAGCGGCUAUCAAGGCCCCGAAUGGUUACGCUAUAGUAUCCACCACUUGUGAUAAGUACCAGGCGAACUAUUACAUGGAAAUGAUCUUGUCCCAAGGGAGAUUCGAUGUGAUCUACAUCAAAAGAUCAAAACUGCAAAAGAUAAUUUAGGUUUGAAUUAUGUAGAUCUUAGUAGGCACGCCCAUGGACCUGCUUUGACGCUGACCAUCCAUCCACCAAAGCGAUAUGAGAUUCAGCAUCAUAUUAGUGUUGACAUAACGAUAUCUUUGCCUUGCGGUAUUCCAAUAGAAAAAUGGCCACGUCGUGAAACAAAACAAGCGUUUAGUGAAUCGCCCAUUAGAGAUGUGGAGAAAACUGGAACCCACCUGGUACCUAAGAAAAAUGAAUUUUGGGCUAUUUCGUACUCAAAAGCGGAAAGGACCCUUUUCUCACGAUUGGACGAGGGAAACGGGUGUAGGAAAAUUGUUUACAAGAUGUUGAAGAAGUACAUGCAAAGUUGUAAAUCAUGUUCGCCAAGCGGACUUCGCGGAUUGUCAUCUCAUAUCUUAAAGACACAGUUACUUUGGUCAUGUGAGCGACAUACGUCUCCAGAGUUCUGGCAUCAUAACAACCGGGAUGUUUGUCUUGUUGAAACAUUGAGAGAUUUGAAGACAACUCUGAAGAGUGGACAUUUAUCAGAUUAUUUUGAUACCGAUGUUGACAUUCUUCAAGGGAAAGAUAAUAGUGUGUGCUUAGAACUUGCAAACUAUGUACGUGAUAAAAAGUGCAAGCUGGAGCAGUAAUGUCUGUCUUUGUAUACAAUGUAACUAUUAUAUCUUUGCUCGUAUUUGUAACAUUUUUCUGUACAUUUAAUUAGAACUUGGCCUAAAUACCAAAAACAUAAGCAAGUAAAGACAUAGUUCUUUACAAAUGCCAUGUUUUUACUAUAUAGCAUAUAAUUCGUCGCGUCCUAUAGUGGUUUAGAUGUCUGCCUUCGUAUGUGAAAACUUACUCAGUUCACGAACAUGUUACCCCAUAUUAUGUCAGUAAUCGUUAGAUUGUAAGAGCAGGAUAUCAAUUGCAAUAAAUUGUAUCACAAUAAUAUUGUGAUUAAAAUAGAUAUGUAUUCAUCUAUAAUUUACCUUUCCUCGCAGAACAUGUUGAUCCGUUUUCACCUCAGAAGCGAUAUAAACCAAAAAAGACAUCUUAAUUAUCCAUUAAUAUGAUUUUCAACACAUGAUCUAUUAAACAAUUUAACAUAAAACUUAUCAAAGUGCUUGUAGGUAUACUCUUGUAGAAAAAAAUACGACUCUACUGGAAAAUGUCUGAAGCAACACAUACCUUUACGAGCAAAUUAUAACAUGUUUAUAUAUGGGCUUAAAAUUUGAAGUAUAACAGAGCUAUCCCUUGCUUUGAAUUUGCUUAAUUUAUUUUUGAAAUUUUGUUUGAAAACGACACUUUGAGGGCAUACCUCAAAAUAUGUGCUGUGAUUACUAUAAUUUCAAAAUAUGUCAAUUUUAUCAAUCUUGACACAUGUUCAUUCAUUUUUUGGUUGUCUGUUU